AAUAAUAUCAGCUUUAACUUUACCUGUGUGUAUAAUCGGGAUAUGGUAACAAGUCUGAAACUGCCUGGAAAUAUAACCUAUCAAACAGUAUACCUGUGCUGUCUGGAGCCAAUGAAACUGCGGAACAUGUAUCCUGUUACCAUGGCUGCUUAUAAAGAUUCAACAUUUACAAGAUCAUAUCAAAAUGAAGAAGAAGUGACAAAUUGGAACAAUGAUCUAUGUGGGAAUAUUUGUGACAGGAGCUGAUGGAAAGAUAUAUGUUCUCCGGAUAGAGACUGUGUUUGCAAGUCCAAACAGAUAAUCGUAAAUGAUGUAAAUAGUGUUUAUCUUAUAAAAAAAUGGCUGCCCCCAGGGACCUGUUUCCACAACUGUGUUACAAAAUAGAAAUGCAUUAGAAGCAGCUUUCAGCAUAAGCUCAUUUCAGUUUCAA
Molecule: messenger RNA, 430 nt
Organism: Staurois parvus
Lineage: Eukaryota; Metazoa; Chordata; Amphibia; Anura; Ranidae
Source: the annotation of a GenBank genome assembly